CACUAACCGACCCGCAGUAAAAUACUCACAUGCCAUGCUGUUUUUAUUUUUUCGUUUUGCCAAGAUCAAGAAAAUCAUUAGUUUUUCAGUAAAAGAGGUUUAAAUGCGGAGAAAUGAUCUCUAAAACCAAAUCAGGACAGUGUCGUUUACAUAAUGUUCAGUUCUACAAUUUGCUUCCCCGUGGAAUAAAUUGUCUGGCGGUAAACAAUGGUAACAGUAAGCUGGCUCUUUCACGUGAUGAUGGAACCAUCGAAAUUUGGAACAUAUCGGCGGCACCCUUCAUGGAGAAAUCCCUUCCCGGCUACGAAAAAGUGUCCGUCGAAGGUCUGUGCUGGGUUGGCGAACGAUUAUUUUCCGUGGGAUUGGCCGGAUCAUUGAUCGAAUGGGACUUGCGGUUGAUGACAAUGAAGAACACUUUCCUACUAACCGGUGAUGCUGCUUGGUGUUUGGACGUCAGCCGUGACGAACGGCGACUUGCAGUCGGAACAGAGGGUGGCUAUAUUAACGUUUACAACGUCGAAAACGACGAUAUUCAAUACGAAAAGAUUUUGGAUAAGCAGGAGGGCAGAAUAGUUUGCGUUCGGUUCGAUUGGAGCGGUGAUUUUCUGGUUACCGGAUCUGUUGAUGCGGUGCGUGUGUGGAAUUUGAAGAAGGGGCACGCCGUGCACAAAAUGACAACGGGGCGUUCGGUGCGCGAUAAAGAAACCAUAGUUUGGUCCUUGCUGGUACUACAAGAUUUCACCAUCGUAUCCGGGGAUUCCCGGGGUAAGAUAAUGUUUUUCGAUGGCAAUCUAGGAACAGCAAUAGAUAGCAUUACGGUUUCUAAGGCGGAUAUUUUGAGCCUUACAAUUGAUCGAGAAGAAAAAUUUCUGUACGUGACAGGAGUGGAACCGAUUAUAAGGAUUUAUCAAAGAGUUGAAGUUACGAAAGCUAACGAGAAGGUGAAAAGCUUCGUUCGGACUUUGAACCGGCGAUAUCAUACUCAUGAUAUCAAAGCUUUGGAUAUGUAUCGGGAUAAGUUAGUGUCCGGUGGAGUCGAUGGUUCGUUGAUUAUCAGUUCGUUCCCUCCGUUUGUAGUGGAUAUUUACCAUGCUCUCCUGGAGGCACCGAGUUCAGCAGUAGCACAGGAUGCCCGAGUUGUUUUAUUGAAAUACGUUAAUUAUUUAGAACUGUGGACUUUGUCAUCGUCUUCGGUAGAAAGUCGAAAGAUAUUGCAGGUGCGAAGUAAACUAGACGAACAUAUAGUUGUGGCGGCAGUCUCUCCGGAUGGUCGAUGGAUCGUCUACUCGACCGAAGCAACGAUCCGAUUGUUUCGCUUCGAGUAUCAAAACGGAGGUGAAUCAAGACUGAUUCCGAUAAGAGCAGUUCCAGAACAGUUUGAACCGUGCUAUGGAGUUCAGUUUACCAGCGAUUCUAAAGGUGUUUUUGUCUUCAAGCGGGAAGCAGUGAUUGAGUAUUUCGGCAUCAAUGAUAACGACGACUUUGAUCACAAGCAGACAAUUGAAGCUGCGAAGUGGUUCACGGAGAAGAUUCACCUGACGAUGGUUUCUCAAGAUAGCGAUUAUUUGGUUUGCGCCAGUUUAUGUUGUGCAAUCGUUGUAUUCAAGCGUGAAAAGUUUGGCCGCUGGAAACGGUUAACCACCCUGCCGAAGUACAAACUUCCACCGACGGCCAUUUCAAUACAACCCAACUCGCCGAUACUAGCUGCUGUUUUCCCAGACCACAAAAUAUUCCAGUAUGACUUCAGCGAAUAUCGUUUCACUUUUACGUCGUAUCUAAAGUUGGAUAAGAUGAAAGCAUCCCCAAAUAAAAUCGUUUCGAGCAUUGUGUUUGACCCCCGGAACGAUGAUUGCAUGAUCUUGCAGCACGAUUCGUCCGUGUUCGUUCUUCAAUUCGAAGAAGAGGAAGCAGCGCAAACGCCUCGAAAACGUAGAGAUUCCGGAAGGGCCGGUAACAAUAGCAGCGAUGAAACCGCAGCUAUUAAGCGAUACAGCCUUUCGCCACUUAAGCAGUACAGUCGACUGGUAAACAUUUGCUGGCUCGGUACUGAUGAAAUGGUCGCCAUCGAAGCUAACCCACUUUCAAUGGUGGAACAUUUGCCGCCGGCCUUCAGACGGAAGGUUUACGGGACGGCAUAACAAAGAAAAAUUUGGGAGAAAUAUAGUAUCUUCAAUUUUG
This is a messenger RNA of Wyeomyia smithii (pitcher-plant mosquito), 2178 nucleotides long. It is a transcript of the gene l(3)72Dn, whose product is annotated as U3 small nucleolar RNA-associated protein 4 homolog. Gene Ontology annotation, cellular component: 90S preribosome; t-UTP complex; small-subunit processome. The record is from RefSeq and is a predicted model, not a curated record. The transcript is spliced from 3 exons. Gene Ontology annotation, biological process: maturation of SSU-rRNA from tricistronic rRNA transcript (SSU-rRNA, 5.8S rRNA, LSU-rRNA). NCBI's taxonomy places the organism in Eukaryota, Metazoa, Arthropoda, Insecta, Diptera, Culicidae. Gene Ontology annotation, molecular function: protein binding; RNA binding. Bases 114 to 2138 code for a protein of 674 amino acids.